AUAGAGGAGUGGGAGUAUAUAGAAGUACACAAGGAUCUCUACAAGGACGUCAUGAUGGAGAACUAGCCGCCCCUCAUAUCACCGGAUGGAUCCAGUAAUGGGAACCCACCAGAGAGAUGUCCCCAUCCUCUGUAUUCCCGGGACUCCACACAGGAACAUCAAGAGAUCCCUCAGGAGGAUCAGGUAGAUGGAACCAGUAUUGGGAACCCACCAGAGAGAUGUACCCAUCCUCUGUAUUGCUGGAACUCCACACAGGAACAUCAAGAGAUCCCUCAGGAGGAUCAGGUAGAUGGAACUGAAGGUCUUAGCAAUACUG
Molecule: messenger RNA, 316 nt
Organism: Staurois parvus
Lineage: Eukaryota; Metazoa; Chordata; Amphibia; Anura; Ranidae
Source: the annotation of a GenBank genome assembly